Symsagittifera roscoffensis is the source of this 1017-nucleotide messenger RNA. RefSeq names its product sperm acrosome-associated protein 9-like. The transcript is spliced from 7 exons. Gene Ontology annotation, cellular component: acrosomal vesicle; ciliary base; sperm flagellum. The coding region runs from base 1 to 1017 and encodes 338 amino acids. The record is from RefSeq and is a predicted model, not a curated record. Lineage: Eukaryota; Metazoa; Xenacoelomorpha; Acoela; Convolutidae.
AUGGGAUCUGGUCGACCAGGGGGUGGUAUUGGCAGUGGAAUGGGGGGAGGAAAUUGUGGAUCGGGACCGACUAUGGCCACGAGACGUGGCCAGAAUGCAAAUAUCAUCCCUCUGAAGAACCACUCCAUGUACAUCCAACUGUCGGGAGAUGAUGACAUUGAGUCACUUAAGCGGGACUAUUACAAGUUGUCCAAUGACUACGAGACAUUUGCACAGCAACAAUAUGCAUUUGCACAGGCGCUGGAGGAGGCCAGACAGACUCAGAUGCAAUGUGGAAGCAGAAGUGGUACUGCAGAAAUCACCAACAUGGAGGCUGUGGAACAAUACGUGCUGGACAAGGACGCCAAACACGCCGUCAAUCUGAGAGUGGCGAGACAGUUCAUCUGUCUGCACGGUCAAUUCGAAGACUACUACUUCAAGAUGCAAGACUACUUCGACAGGACCUUCACGGCUGCAGUGAGAAAGAACCUAGACACCUCUAUUGCUCAGAGCCUCCUGUCGAGAAUAAGAGACUUCCUCGGAAAGAGGUUCAACUUCUUCGAACUCAGGGUCGACUAUCCGUACCAACAGGUUUACAGACUUGGAGUAGAGGAGGCUAGGAAGCACUUUGGAGGAGCUGUGAGUUACCUCCCCAUAGCACUGGAGAUCAUGUCCUGUGCGAGGAAGGAACUGGCCCGGCUGACCAAGAUACUCGAGCAGGGCAUAGACGAAGAACCACCUGUUGUCAAAACAGUUCCGAAAGAGAGCAGACCCGGUACUGAUUUCAUCGCGAGGAACAAGAAGUUUGUGGACACUGCAGAUCUGACGGAGAAGUUGAGGAUUCUCAAUGGAAAAUACUGUGCCCGAUGUGCUCUUCCAAGAAGAGGGAAAGGUGGAGAUUGCUUCCCUUUUGAACCCCAGCGACCAUGGAAGGGGGCGGGACGACAUUCAUGGAACUACGCCGCCACCAAGUAUUGUGCAUGUUCGGACAGUUGCCACGACAACUCUAGUAGCUUCUGUGGACGACUGUGUCACUAG